AUGGAUCUCUCUAGUCUCCGAGUCAAGGACCUCACGGAGAUCUGCCGCACUUUUGGUAUCCGCACGAGCGGGCGUAAGGCAGAGAUAGUAGAGCGAAUUAAGGCCAAUGCAAGAUACCAGUCCGACGUGGCAACGAUGAAGCAUCACAGUGAAUACCGAAGCAGUCCCCAGAGCGGCACAAAAAGGAGCUUGAGUGCUACUGUUGUCGAGAAGGGCAGCACGAAGAAAAAGCAGAAGAACGAGGGGCAGGACAACGUUAUGAUUGACGCAGAGUUCGCGCGUUUUCUAGACCUAGAGACACAAGAAGCUUCGAUUACAGACGAAGGCAUCUUGGCAUUUUGUGAUGCAUUGGGUGUCGAUGCUCAGGACCCCGUGAUGCUGGCAUUGAGCUGUGCCAUGGAGGCCGAGACUAUGGGCAUUUACACGCGCACCGAGUUUCGACGUGGAAUGCACAAGUUGCAGUGCCGUUCAAUCGAAGAGUUACGUGGUAAAAUCCCAUGUUUGCGUAGCCAGAUGCAAGAGCGAGCCCACCUCGGGACUAUUUAUGCGUUCGCAUAUGGCUUUUCAAAGGAUCCAGCCCAAAAAAGCUUAGCCUUGGAGCUCGCUAUAGAACUUUGGGAUUUACUUCUUCCUGGACAUUUCUACUGGCACCGGCAUUGGAUUCAGUAUGUCCGCGACAACUCGCGCAGUGUCGUACCGAAGGACUUGUGGCUUCAGGUGCUGGACUUUGGCCUCCAGAUUAAUCCGGAUUUGAGCAACUAUGACGAAAAUGGAGCAUGGCCUGUACUACUAGAUGAAUUCGCUGCACACAUGCUCGAACUAAUUUCCAACAAGGGGCUUGUAGCCGUGCAGCAGGAAGAGAGUACCAUGGUCACCGAAGAUGAUAUAACUGACAGCGUCGAGAGCAUGCUCGUAGAUGACUAG
Molecule: messenger RNA, 924 nt
Organism: Peronospora matthiolae
Lineage: Eukaryota; Oomycota; Peronosporomycetes; Peronosporales; Peronosporaceae
Source: the annotation of a GenBank genome assembly